CAGCAGGGGGCGCUGGAUCUGUGUCAGGAGAAUGCUCAGCAGAGGGCUCGUGACGGGUGCGUUUGGGGGAGUCACAGAAGGGCAGGAUUUCCCCGCCGGAGGGGCGGGGUUAGCCUCUCCGCCUGGAGUCGUUCGCCAAACCGAGUCCAGCCACAGGUGUCCGGUCCUUCCAGCCCGCCGCGCGAGCCUCUCCUCUGGAUUGGAGUCCUUCCGGUUGUAAGUGCAGCGGACAGACAGCGGGGUUGUGGCUGGUCGCGUCGUCUCUCCUGUCGGUUCAGGCUCGGAGUCCAAGCAGCCGCAGGAGAACAAGGAGGCUGAGAAAUCCAAAGCGGCAGAGGAACAGACCUCACCACAGAACCAAGCCGAGAAGUUCCCCGCUGCCGCCGGACACAGCACACCGGCCAAGAGAGAACAGGAGCAGCAGGGAGAGGAUCAGGUGUCCCACAGGUCGUCGACCAGUCGUCUGUCCAAGUCUCCUUUGAGGGGGGUCCGUAAAGUGAAGAUAAUGCAGUGUAAAGUGGUCCUGCUGGAUGGCUCCGACUACACCGUGGAUGUGGAGAAACGAGCAAAGGCCGGUGUCCUCUUCAACAAAAUCUGUGAUCACCUGAACUUACUGGAGAAGGAUUACUUCGGCAUCACAUACAGAGAUGUAGAGAGCCAGAAGAACUGGCUGGAUCCUACCAAGGAGCUGAAGAAGCAGAUCCGCACUAAGGAAUCAAAUGGUCCCUGGAACUUUGCUUUCAACGUGAAGUUCUACCCCCCAGACCCCGCACAGCUCUCAGAGGACAUCACACGGUACUACUUGUGCUUGCAGCUGAGGGACGACGUGGUGUCUGGUCGCCUGCCCUGCUCCUUUGCCACCCACACAGUGCUGGGCUCCUACACGGUGCAGUCCGAGCUCGGGGACUACGACCCCGAAGAAAUGGGCAGCGACUACGUCAGCGAACUGCGGCUGGCUCCCAACCAAACCAAAGAGCUAGAAGACAAGGUCAUGGAGCUCCACAAGAGCUACAAGGGGAUGACACCAGCUGAAGCAGAGAUGCACUUCCUGGAAAAUGCCAAGAAGCUGUCCAUGUAUGGUGUGGACCUGCAUCACGCCAAGGACUCUGAGGGCGUGGAGAUCAUGCUGGGAGUUUGUGCCAGCGGCCUCCUCAUCUACAGAGACAAGCUGAGGAUCAACAGAUUUGCCUGGCCCAAAAUCCUCAAGAUCUCCUACAAGAGAAAUAACUUUUAUAUCAAAAUACGACCUGGAGAGUUCGAGCAGUUUGAAAGCACGAUUGGCUUCAAGCUCCCGAACCAUCGUGCUGCCAAGCGGCUAUGGAAGGUCUGCGUGGAGCACCACACCUUCUUCAGGCUCGUGUCUCCAGAGGCCCCUCAGAAGAAGUUCCUGAGUCUCGGCUCCAAGUUUCGUUACAGCGGCAGGACGCAGGCGCAGACCCGCAGGGCCAGCUCUCAGAUCAUACGGCCGGCGCCAUUCUUUGAACGCACCUCCAGCAAGCGCUACAACAUGUCCCGCAGCUUAGACGGAGCCACCAUUGCAGAGAACCACGACACUCUGAUGAAGGACAGCUCUGCCAAAGCCACCACCAUCAUCACCACGGUAACAGCGGAGAAGGAGGAGAAGACGGAGCAGGAGGAUGCUCAGAAGGAUGCCACUGAAGCGCACGAAGCAGGUGCUACGACACAAGAACCAAAGCGCCCCCCUCAUGCAUACACAGCCGACCCGCUCCGCUCUGAGCUCUCAUUGCCGUCAUCUCCUGUUCUGUCCACCAAAGUGCGGCGGAGGCGCAGGGAGGGCUCCCAUAAGAGGGCCUCAUCCGUCAGUCCGGUCAAAGGCAGCAUCGGGUGCCGCCGCCGGCAGGCGCACGCCGACCGCAAAGCCGCUCUGCUGGAGGAGCAGGAGCUUUUGCUUUCAGCGCGGAAGCAAAGGCUGGAGCAGGGCAAGCGCCGCAGCGGCACGCUCUUCUCCUUCUCCCUGCACCUGCCCCACCUGCCAUCCAUCCUGGAUGACGAUGGCUACAUCACCUUUCCAGACCUCUCUGAGAUGAGCUUCCUCCCCGAGUGCGCGCAGAACUUCCUGCCCAUUAAGUCACCGUCACUCAUUCCCUGCUUCCUCUUCAUCUUCUUCUUCCUGCUCUCCACCUCCUUCUCUGUGCCCUACGCUCUCACCCUCUCCUUCCCGCUGGCUCUGUGCCUCUGCUACCUGGAGCCCAAGGCAGCCUCCCUGACCGCCUCCAUAGCCCAGGGCUACCAUGACCAUGACAGUUCAGAGGAAGAGGAGACGGACAGCGAGCGCACUGACUUUGCCUUUGAUGGAGACGUUACUGUGACCGAGUCGGAAGCGGAUGAGGAAUCUGAGACGCAGACUCAGGACACGGAGCCUCUGCCAGAGGUGGUCAAGCACCAGACGAACAUCAGCGAGCUGAAGCGCUCCUUCCUGGAGACCGGCGGCAGCGGCAUGCCAGGCCUAACCGAGUGGGAGAAGAGGCUCUCCUCCUCCCCUCUGCGCUCCCCCAGAUCAGACGAAGCCCCGAUGAUAGAGCCGCUGGAGCCGCAGGACACCAAAGAUGGUCAGCAGUCUGGAGCAGAGAGGAACGAGGAGGCGGGACCUAAAGGCACUGAGUCUACGCCGGGAUGCGUUUCCUCCUCUCAGCAGGUGCCAAGUGGCCAAGAGAAGACAGCGGUUGCCAUGGAAACAGGAGCAGUACCAGACAAGACAACUGGGCCAACGCCUCUGGACAGCGUGGAAGCAGCCUCCAAGGACGUGCCUGUGGUCCACACGGAGACCAAGACUAUCACCUACGAGGCUGCAGAGGUGGACACUAACGGUGAUGCUGACCCCGGGGUGUUGCUAAGCGCUCAGACCAUCACCUCGGAAACCACCAGCACUACAACAACCACACACAUCACAAAGACGGUGAAGGGAGGAAUAUCAGAGACGAGAAUCGAGAAGAGGAUCGUCAUCACAGGAGAUGCAGACAUCGACCAUGAUGAGGCUCUGGCUCAGGCAAUAAAGGAGGCUAAAGAGCAGCAUCCUGAUAUGUCAGUGACCAAAGUAGUGGUACAUAAAGAGACAGAGAUCACACCAGAGGGGGAGGACUGACGCAGGAAUAACAAUGAGGGCUCUUUUCUCCUCAACCUCCAUGAACCCAGCACCCACAGCUCCACAUGUUCUGUCCGGACGCGAGGAGGACCACAGAGGCUCCUACUCUCUGAACGCUGCAGCUCGCUGCUAGUCGCAAACAUCCCCUUCAAACAAACAAAUGCAUUCUGCAUGAGACGGACGCAACGCCGCAUCAGAUUUCCCACACGGUUCUCAACCCCUCUGCACGCCAGAUCCACAGCAAGCCAACUGGUUGCUUUCACUGCCUUAUGACUUUGAUGCUUUUUUAUGAUUAUUGAGAAUAAUUACUGUAGCAGCAAUUUAUUUAUGAAAUAAAGCCAUCGCUCCGGGAUCUUACAGCCGCUCUAGGCUGUACAUGCUAGAGAACAGACACUAUUUAACCUGCUGUAGAAGUACCAACAUCAUUUCCAGAAGCACUCCCUCUAACUGUACGAUGAUUUCCCCUGUAUACCACUGCAGCUCCAUGCUGUACAUACCAGCACCGCCUAGGAAUAUAGCAAAUUAUCUUUCAUGCUUUGUUAUACCUGCUUCAAUUCUGUUUUUUUAUUUCAUUACUUUAUUUUGCUUCAAUUCAAAUCUUUUGCAAAUUGUAUUUUGUUAAAAACUAAGGAGUGGGGGAGUUUUACGUGAAGACCAACAACCGCACAAAUCUUUGUGCGACUGUGAGGCAAAGGGCUCAAACAGCCAAACUCGGCCCGACUCGGAUGCAGAACCCAGAGGGACGUGUGACGCCCUCCUGUCAUGUCAGCUGUGAGCCUCCUGUGUCUGUUCCCUCAUUCCUGAACAGUUUGUGUCCUCUGCUUUAGGUGGAAGAAGAGUGACAAAGCAUUUCUUCUUAAUUUGAAAUUUUCCUCUAAAAUAAUAAAGUGAACACAAUAUCAACGCU
Molecule: messenger RNA, 4010 nt
Organism: Oryzias melastigma (Indian medaka)
Lineage: Eukaryota; Metazoa; Chordata; Actinopteri; Beloniformes; Adrianichthyidae
Product: protein 4.1
Exons: 24
Coding region: 506-3103 (865 amino acids)
Biological process (GO): cortical actin cytoskeleton organization
Cellular component (GO): plasma membrane; cytoskeleton
Molecular function (GO): structural molecule activity; actin binding
Source: RefSeq, a predicted model, not a curated record